CCCCUCCCUCCCAGCAGAGUUAGCUUGGUGGGGAGACACAUACACCGAGCAGCAAAAUGGCCGACCGUCAACCAACUGACUUUAUAGCGCUUUAAAAACGAAGAGAUUCUGCAAAUUUGGUUUACAUUAUCUUUAAACAUACACAAAUCAGAGUUUUUAAAUUGUAUUUUUCUUCAUUCUGUAGUUAUUAGCAUUUUGGGGUAUACUGUUUUGCCUCGAAUGCCUCGAAAACCUAGAAUUUCGCACUGAAGCACUUUAUUUCAUAUGUAGCUAGCUAGCUAAUUCCUGAGAAAGGCGUAUCAGGAAAGGGAACAGCAGUUCAUGGAAGACAAGAAAAGGAAGAAAGAAGAAAAAAGGAAAAGGGAGAAUUCCCAGAAGGUCGCAGAACAAAAAAACAAAGUGCCAGAAUUGACCAAGCCUACGUCCUCCCAGUCUCCGGCCACCCCCAGCUCUGCGUCCCCCAACCCUGGCCCUGCCCCCUCCCCCUCCCCUGCCACCGCGGCUGCUGGGGCCCCCCCUCAGGGCGGGAACAAUGCUAAGCGGCCGGCGGUGGCCAACGGACAGCCCCCCUCCGGCGCCCCGGUCCCCCAGCGCUACAUGCCCCGCGAAGUGCCCCCGCGAUUCCGCUGCCAGCAGGACCACAAAGUGCUACUGAAGAGGGGCCAGCCGCCGCUGUCCUGCAUGCUGCUGGGCGGGGGCGGGGGAGGCACCCCUCUCCCGCAGGGGGACGCCCCCGGCGCCACAGCAGCUGCUGCCUCAGAUUCCAGUCCUGGGGCCCUGGGUUCGGCCGUCCCCUCACUGCCCCACUCCUCCUCCUCAUCAGUCGCUGCUUCUUCUACUACUACUUCUUCAAAUUAUGCAAAUUCCACGUGGGGGGCGAGCUCUGGCAGCCAGCCCCCCUCUCAGGGCUGGGAGAAGGUGAUAGUGGACGGGUCUGACCUGGAGGAGUGGCCCAGCAUCGCGGCGGGGGCGGGGGCUGGGGCCGGGGCGGGGGACGCGGCGGGUGGGACCCUGAGCAGCAGUGCCUCAUGGAGCGACAGGCAGCUCCAGCAGCAGCAGAAGGUGGUGGGGGCGGGAGCGGGGGCGGGGAAAGGGGGCGGUUCCGGCAGCCCCUCCCCGCCCUCUUCCUCCUGCUCGCCCAACGAAUGUACGCAGCCCGGCAGCGGCGUGUGGGGCUCCUCCUCCCAGGCCAGUGGCGGGGGGGGCGCGGCCGUGGCCCCCGCCCCUUCCAAAUCCAAAGCCGGCCCCCUCCCCGGCACUCCGGACGGUUCCGUCGCUGGCAGCGGAGGGAUCCCUGGUGCCAACUUCAACCCCAGCGCCAACCCUUCUGCCUGGCCCGCCCUGGUGCAGGAUGGGACAGCCGGGACGGGCGCGGCCAGGGCCGACAGCGCCACCCCCCCUCCCAUGCCCAACCCGUUGCUUCUGUCCGCCAACCCCUCCCUCAAUCAUCCCUCCCCAUCUGCCAAUCCCGCCGGUCAUCAGCACCUUCACCAAAUGCAAGCCAGGGAGAGGGAGAGCCUCUGCGGGGAGUGGCCCGGGGCGGGGCCUGAGCCAGGAACAGGACCAAAAAAAGCGGGGGCGGUGGCCGAGGAGGAGCCAGAGUGCGGGACGAGCGGAGGAGGCGACGGCCCAACCUCCUCUUCCUCCUCUACAGCUUCCUCCUCCUCGUGGAGAGCCCAGCCCUUCUCCUCCGAGCCCAAAGCGGUCUCCCCGAGGACUGACCCGUGGGAGGGCACAGCGGGAGCGGGCGUGGCCUCUGGGGAGGGAGGGGGUUCGUGGGCGUACGGAGGUCAGGAGGGGAAGGGGGCGGGGGGGAAAGCCUGGGGCGCAGGAAAUGGGGGCGGCAGUAAGGCCCCCGGGGUAUCUCAGGGAGCGUGGGGCGGGGCCGGCGGGGCGGAGCUUUCAGUCGGCGAGUGGGGUAAGAGCGCGGGCGGGGGGGCGGGGCCGAACAAUCCGGUAGGGGGAGGCGGCUGCAGCAGCACCAGCAGCAGCAGCGAGGGCAGCGUAGGGAACCCUCCCACCUCCUCCUCCCCAAAUUCAGCUUCUAUGACAAGAGCUUGGGACAAUCAGAAGGGUGCGGGAGACGGGGGUGCGGGGGAGACGGGCGAGUGGGGGGCCCAGGGGAAGGGCGGGACCUCGUCGUCCAGCGGCGGCGGACACUCCCGGGCCGGGAGCGGCGCCCACAAUCAGCACCACGGCCACGGCCACCACCGCGUCCACAUCCCCCCCAACCCCGAAGCGGCCUUACAGAACCUGCUCAGCCGGACCGACCUGGACCCCCGCGUGCUGUCCAACACCGGCUGGGGCCAGACCCAAAUCCGGCAGAACGUGGCCUGGGACCUGGAGGUUGGCGGGAGCGGCGGGGGCGGCGGCCCCUCCGCGGCGCCCAACACCGCGGGCCUCGCUCCUCCAUACUCUGCCGCCGCCGCCAGCCCGACAACUAGCGAUGCGUCGGCGCCUUCCCCCCUCCCCGGCGGCGGCCCGAAGGCGGGCCUGAGCUCGAGCGCAGCGGUGGGCGAAGGCUGGGACAGCGGCAGCGGCAGCAGCAGCAACAACAGCACCGCCUCUCUGUCCACCCGAGGCCCCGCCCCCUCCGGCCCCACCGCACGCGCCCCAGGGGCCCCGCAGCCCGGAGGAAACCCCGCCGGCCCCCAGGGGAAGAGCGCCGGGGGGUGGGGCCGGAGCAGUCCGCCCGAAAGCCAAGGGAAAGGCUGGGGCAGCGAGGGCCAGGACUGGAGGGAGAACAGAGGAGGAGGCGGAGGAGGGGGAGGAGGGGGAGGAGGAGGAGGAGGAGGAGGGUGGGGAGAUUUCGGUCAACAGGGUACCCCGGCUGGAGGCGGCAGCAGUGGCUGGGGAGGUCAGGAGGAGAAAGGGAUGGGAGGCUGGAAGGAGGUGGGGAGGGAUGGAGGAGGCUGGGGUCAGAGAGGAGGGGAGGAGGAGGAGGAGGAGGAGGGGGGCGGGGACUGGGGACGGGAAUCAAAGUCAGGAAGCGGGGGCUGGGGAAGGAAAGGGGGGGGGGGUGGGGGUGGGGGAGGGAGGGGUGCUGGCGGGGAUGCCGAGGUGGGAACGUGGGGCAGCUGGGACGAGGCCACGCCCCGGAGAGGCUGGGGAGGGGGCGGGGCAGGGGGGGACGCGGGGGGCAAAUCUCACCAGGGUUGGGGGGGUAAAGGGCACCAGUCACAGAUACCAAACAGCCAGUCGGCCAUGAUGAAGACGCCCGGGCAGCAGCCGCCGCAGCCCCAGCCAGUGGAGCCGGCGCCCCUGCAGGGCGGCUGGGGUAAACCCGCGGGUCUCGUCUCCCACAAUCAGAACCAAAGCUCAGGCUGGGCCCCGGGGCCCGCACCUCGCCUGCCCAGCGGCCCCACCGAAGGCCCGGAGCCCAGCGGCUGGGAGGAGCCGUCGCCGCAGUCCAUCAGCCGAAAGAUGGAGAUCGACGACGGGACCUCCGCCUGGGGCGACCCCAACCACUACAACUACAAGAGUGUCAACCUGUGGGACAAGAACGGCGCCCCCGCUGGGCAGCCGCCGCCACUGCACGCCCAGCCCCAGCCUCCGGCUCAGCCGCCGCAGCAGAAGCAGCAGCAGGGCCCUGGCCCUGGCCCCGCCCAGCAGCAGCAACAGCAGCCGCCGGGAAGGCCUGCCCAUCAGCACGUUCCCCCCGGCAACAGGGACAUGAACCCUGGACAUAUGCCUGCCAAGGCCUCUGGAAUGGUUUGGGGAGGCGGCGGUCCCCCCUCCAGCCCCUCCGUGGACAACGGCACGGCCGCCUGGGGGAAGCCCACCGAAGCACACAGCAGCUGGGGUGACCCGGAGGAUUCUGGGAAGGCCUCAGGCUGGGGGAACCUCUCCCCCAACCCAAUCAAAUCUGGCUCAAAGUCUAUGCAAGAGGGCUGGGGCGAGGGCGAGGGCUCUGUCAGUGCGUCCCGCCACUCCAGCUGGGAGGAGGAAGAGGAGGGGACCGGCGUGUGGAGCAGUGCGGGGUCCCAGGGUAGCAGCUCCUCCUACAACUCCGGGGGCUGGGGGCAGGGCCACGGGGCCAAGAAGGGCAGCAGCAAGGGUGCCCUGAAGGGCGGCGGCGGGGACUCCUGGAUGAACCCCAUGACCAGACAGUUCUCAAACAUGGGGCUCCUGGGCGAGGACCCCAGCGGGCGGCCCUUGGACCUGGCCCCGGGCCCCCCCCAGGACAAGAAGCUGGAGGGAGAGAAGCGAGGGAUGAGCUUGAGCGACUACAACGGAGAGAUACGCAAGGGCGGGAGAGGCGGAGCAGGAGGAGGGGGAACAGUCUUCCGUUCGCCCAGUUCCAAAGAAGUGGGGCCAGGCGAGCCUGGUCCUUACUAUGACAAGACGGGUGGUCACAGUGUGUUUGGUGGAAGUGGUGGGAUGGCCCAGUCUCGAGGGGUGCACCAGCCUGGUGUGCCGCCCAUUAACCCAUCCCCAGGGAUACGAGCGCAAGUGCCUCAUCAGUUCCUGUCACCUCAGCUGCCGAGCUCCAUGCUGAAGCAGAUGCCCCCUCCCAGCAGCAGUGUGGGGGGAGUGGGAGGGGUGGCAGGGGGGGUGUUCCCACCUCAGCUCUCUCCCCAGCACAUCGCCAUGCUCAGCAGCAUUUAUCCUCCUCACAUCCAAUUCCAGCUGGCCUGCCAGCUUCUCCUGCAGCAGCAGCAGCAGCAGCCCCAGCAGCAGCAGCAGCAGCAGCAGCAGCAGAUCCUGCAGAACCAGAGGAAGUUCCCCCAGAACAUACGACAGCAGCCAGACCCCCAGCAGCUGGCAAGAAUCAUGGCCGUCCUUCAGCAGCAGAGACAGCAGCAGCAGGGCGGGGGCGGGGGCGGCGGCGGGGGCUCCAAACUGUCCCCCUCUCACUUGGGAGGGGUCGCCCCCCCAAAACCGACCAUGGCCGAUCCCCUGUCUCACCCCGGCCUGGGGGGCACCCUGGCCGACCUGCAUUCGAAAACGCAGGGGGGCUACUCUGGGUUCGGCUCGGGGGUGAACCUGUCGGGGUUGGAGAUGGGCUCCAUGGUGGGCGGUCCCGGCGCGAUGAAGGACAGCGGGGGCCAGCAGUCCCGCUUCAAGUGGAUUAUGGAGGGGCACUCCCCCGCCCCCUCGCCUCCCGACAGCGUGCUUCACAAGAACGGCCCCAUCUCGGCUCCGGUGAAGCUGAGGGGAGGUUCCCCCUAUUCCCAGUACGAGCUGCUGGGGGGUGAGGGUUUGGGGGUCCCCCCUCAGGGUCCGUCUGAUAACUGGCAUCGAACCCCUGGAAACAAAAUGGGAACCAAAACUGGCUCCUCCAGCUGGCCGCCAGAGUUCCAGCCCGGAGUGCCCUGGAAGGGAAUUCAAAGUGCUGAUCCGGAAUCUGACCCCUACAUGACCCCAGGCAGUGUGUUGGGCUCCUCUGGGACGUCCGGCCUGAAUGACACCGAGCACCAGUUACUGAGAGACACAGAGUCUAACCCCUCCCUCAACACCUUGCUGCCUUCACCAGGUGCCUGGCCCUACAGUGCCUCAGACAGCCCCCUCAGCAAUGCACACACCUCGGCAAAGUACACUGAGUACAAACCCAGCUGGCCUCCCGAUCCCAUUGGACACAACAAGCCCUGGAAGGCCAAUCGGAACAGCUCGCAGAUGCCACGCCCACCUCCUGGACUUACACAUCAGAAGCAGCCCCCCCUCUCCUCUUGGGCGGGGGGAGGCCCGCGAUUGGCCAGGGGUUGGGGAGGGUCUGGCGGCAGCCAAGAAUCAAGAUACGGGCCAGGGUCUGCAUGGAGCGAUGCAGGAGCCCGGGGCAGCUGCUGGCUGGUACUGAGCAACCUCACUCCACAGAUUGACGGCUCCACGCUGCGCACGAUCUGCAUGCAGCACGGCCCCCUGCUGACCUUUCACCUCGGCCUGACCCAGGGCAGCGCCCUCAUCUGCUACAGCUCCCGACAGGAAGCGGCCAAGGCACAGAGCGCUCUGCACAUGUGCGUACUGGGCAACACCACGAUCCUGGCAGAGUUUGUGAGCGAGGAGGAAGUCGCUCGCUAUUUUGCACAUUCCCAGGCGGGAGGGAGCGGCAGCGGAGGCGGCGGCGGAGCGGUCCCCGGGUCCGGAGGAGGCCAGGGGCCCUCGGGGACGGGCGCGGUGGGGGCCAGCGGCGGAGGGAGCACCCCGGGGAGCGAGAGGGAGAGGGCGCCCGGGGCGGCGGGAGCGGCGGGCGGAGGAGGAACGGCGGGCGGAGGAAACGGCGGCGGGGCGGGGGCUAGCAUAGGAAGCGUGGGGCCUUCCGCCUCCGGCUGGCAGAGCUUGGACAGUUCGGGCAGCUCUCCGGACCCCUCCUCGGCCCAAGGACCAGGGCUGAGUAUUUUUGCCCAGUGGAGCAGCAACGGAGCUGGGGGAGGAGGAGUGAGUGGAGGUACAGGGGGUGUGGAGCCUGGCCGGCAGGGGCUGUGGGGUGCAAUGACCCCGGGGUACCCCAGCAGCAGCCUGUGGGGAGCCCCCACCAUGGAGGACAGGCACCAGAUGGGCAGCCCUGCAGCACUGCUACCUGGGGACCUGCUAGGUGGGGGAACCGACUCAAUCUGACUGACAGGCACACAACUACACUCACUGAUAGGCACACAAGAACUACAAUCACUGACAGGCACACAAAAACUACAAUCACUGACCGGCACACAAGAACUACACUCUCUAACAGAUACACAAGAACUACACUCACUGACAGACACCCAACAACUACACUCACUGUCGCUCACGGACUGACCUACUUGCGCAUGAAGAUGUAUGGUAUGCUGAUACAACACCGGUACACAAUAAUGCAAAUGCAGCAACAUGCACUCACAUGCCCUGACACACAUUUCAUAAACGCAGACAUACUUUUACAGCUGUGCAGAUGGUGAAAUGCACACACACACACACACACCUGCACACACACACGCACACACACAAGCAACCUUUCCCUUAAAUGAAGAUUUCAACAGCAAGACUUGAAUGAAAGAAAGAAAAAGCCAAUCAGAAUCAAAGACGGCGCUCAGCUGGGUGGCAUGACUUGCAUAGGGCAGAAAUGCUGAAAAAAAAGAAAAAACAAGCAGACCGAUAGAGACAUUUACACUUGGGCUCGCACUGUAAAAACACGCGGUGCGCAUCACGCGGGCGCCCUGCCUGAAGACAGGCAGCGUGCAGCACGUGAUCCGCCUGUUACAGCUCCUGCAGACAGAGGGGAAUCAGACACACACCUCCACACGCGCACACCGCUCCCGCAUACGACAAGCGAACUGCAUCUUAAUACCUAGAUUUUUUUGUUUGGGACAGUGGAAUCCAGAAAUGUAUUUUUCCUUCAAACGCUGACCUCAUUUUCUUUUGUGUUUCACCCCCCGCCCCAAAUCGAGUUCAUUGUUGUUAUGACUACAGUUAUUCGGUUGUACUGAGGCGUCCUCGUGUUUCCAUGCCGAUGAGAGGCUUAGUAAGGAGGAAGUCAAAUUGGAGUGUGUAUGUGCAGGGGAGGAGGCGAGACGGAGAUUAGCCGUUCAUACGUGAGGUGUGUGUUACUUCGUAUCUGUUUUGCUUAAGGAGGUGAAUGAGUGUGUGAGGUAGCGUAUAGCAGGUUUCGGAUGGUGUGCGCUCUGAAAGUGCGUUCAAAGUAUGUGUGUCGUAUGCAUGUUUAAGAACAUUGGCACUAAUUAAUAUUUUCUUUUACUUUUAAGAGAAUUUGUUUUUAUCAGCCUUUUUUGUUUUUGUUCUGUAUAUCUUCUGCAUUGCAAUAAUAAAAGAUUGUUUUUAAAGAUUCAACCGAGGGCAUACAUGUAGAGAGAGAUGCCAAAUCUAUCACACCAAGUUGAGCUGGACGGGUGCUUACAAACACCUAAAAAAAAGUUACGAUGUUUUAUUUUAUUGUUGAUGUUUCAUGUUUUAAAUUAAGACAGGCUUUAACACUCCUGUUCAGUUUUUUUUUUGUUUUUUUUUUUGUUUAAGAUUUUAGAGGAAAAGACAUUAAUUUAAAAAGAUGAGAACAAGAAGGAUAAUAAAGGUUGAAUUCUAUGUUGUGAUUGUUAUGUUGCAUUAGAUGUUAACAGGAUUUGUGUUUUGCGAUUAAAGCAGUUUUCUGUUCAUUUUCAGAGGUGCACCCCAUAUCCCCUACCCCCUACUCCCCGCCCCGCACAGACUUGCCACUCUUGCACACGUGUUGGUGGCUAUGCUUGCCGUCUGUCCGCUGCCACAGUAUAGACUCUCGUCUUACAUACUUGACCCUCGUCUUUCUUGCCUGUCCAAUUUGUCCUAUGCUUUAUCACCAUUCAAAACUGUUUCCACAUUCUAUAUUUGACCUUUGCCCCGGAGGUAUUUUAUAUCUGAUGAGCCACGGCUGAUUUACCCCCCCCUCGUCCCCUUACCAUUUCUUGACAGUUCGUACCAGGACUUUGGUGGAGGGGAUUCUAGCACUGCCUAUGUACACAUACACUACUAAAGGGUCAGUGACGGUGUCAGAUCACUUUGUAGAAAAUGGCCCAUUUUGGUAUUUCCAUAACAUUGUUAGCGCCAUCCUUCAAAGUGAGGCAUUGACUCGGUUAUUUGUCGCAGUCACUGAUACAGGGACUCCUUUCUUCUUUCUUUUUUGUUUUUAUUCCUCGCUGCAGCGGCCUUCAAGUGUCUGGUGGGCUACAGUACACUAUCUUGCCUCGUUUUAACCGUUCUCUCUCUCCUGCUUCAAGCCUGUGUUGAGAAGGGCCGCUUGCUGGUUCUGCGAAGCGCAGAAUGUGUUCAUUCUGUCCAUCACAACUUUGGAUGUAACCCGAAGUCCACUGUUGCUUCCCUCCUCUCCCCUCCCCUCCCCUCUUGUCCCCUCCCCCCCCCCCGGAACAGUACUGGGGACCAUGGUUUCAAGUGUUGAGUCUGAAAGAUGGUACAUUUUUUGCUGUGGUCAGCAUUUACAGUGCACUAACCAAGACACUCUGUACUGUAAUAAUCAGGUUUAGGCAGCCGCAAGCUCUUCUGGUUCGUGGCGUUGGCUGCGCGACUGUGUUAAACAACCAGUUUCCACUCUCCAUUCCAUUCACUCAGGAGAUGAGCUGGGCCUGACGAGCACUGCAAGUGACAGGGCCCUGCAACUCAGAGCUGCUGGAAUGGAGUGGGGCUGGGGUAGUAUAGCGUGGAACUGAAGCUUGUACAGGAGAUGGGCCUGCCUAGCUUUACAUUUCUAACAGCUGGAACUUAUUGGCCGAACUUCAGUUUUUGAUAUUGACAUUUACGACAUUUUCUACAUUUUAUUUCCAUUAAGCUGUUUUUUUGUUUUGUUUUGCUUGUCAGGGAUUAGUUUACAGUUGCAUAAAUAUACACACGGACAACAUACUAAAGUAACUACUGGAGUUUCUCCUCAGUGUGUGAGGCUUAAUUUUUUUUUUAUUAAACUGAGGGACAUUUUUGUCAAGGCUGUGUAAUUAUAUAUGUACAAUGUAAUGUAAACAAAAUGAAUACUUUGGGGGGUGAGGAUGGGAGUGCAGUGCAGACCCCAGUCUCCCCAUUCCAAAUCUUAAAUAAAGAGCUUGUUUUCA
This is a messenger RNA of Anguilla rostrata (American eel), 9515 nucleotides long. RefSeq names its product trinucleotide repeat containing adaptor 6Ba (gene tnrc6ba). Gene Ontology annotation, cellular component: nucleoplasm; P-body. The record is from RefSeq and is a predicted model, not a curated record. Gene Ontology annotation, molecular function: nucleic acid binding. Lineage: Eukaryota; Metazoa; Chordata; Actinopteri; Anguilliformes; Anguillidae. Gene Ontology annotation, biological process: positive regulation of nuclear-transcribed mRNA poly(A) tail shortening; miRNA-mediated post-transcriptional gene silencing.